AUGCGGCGGCAGGCGGGCAAGCCCACGGCAGCGCGCCGGGGCAGCGGGGCAGUGGGCUUUGCCAGCAGCAUGCUGUUGCUGAGCCGCUCCGGUCUCCAUCUCCCAGCUUUGUGGUGGUACCUCUUCCUGUCCACCGAUGCCCAGGAGGUGGCCACGUUCACGGUGCAGUACCGGGUGUUCGAAGAAGUGCUGCCGGGAACGGUGAUAGGGACGCUGGCCGAGCACUUCGAGGGGGGCGAGAGCGGCGAAACAGCGGAUACCUUCCAGCUGAUGGAGACCCCCAGGAGGUUCCCGCUGCACGUGGGGAGCGGGGACGGGGUGCUCAGCACGGCUGGACGGGUGGACAGGGAGCCACUGUGCCGGCACAGCGAUCCUUGCUGGGUCUCGUUUGACGUGCUGGCUGCCCGAAACCUGGCUCUGAUUCACGUGGAGGUUCAAGUGCUGGACAUCAAUGACAACGCGCCGCGGUUCCCCACGCCCGAGCUGGAGCUGGAGAUGUCAGAGAGUGCAUCCCUGAGGACACGGAUCCCGCUGGACCGAGCCCUGGAUGCCGAUGCUGGCCCCAAUGCCCACUGCUCCUACAGCCUCUCCCCCAGUGAGCACUUUGCGCUGGAGGUUGUCUCCAGCUCCGAUGGGACAAGGCACGCGGAACUUGUCAUGGUUAAAGAAGUGGACCGGGAGCUGCACUCCUCCUUCGACCUCGUGCUGACAGCCACUGAUCACGGGGAGCCGCCAAAAUCAGGUACCGCUUUAAUUAAAGUAAUUGUCCUUGACUCCAAUGAUAACAGCCCCGUCUUUGCAGAGAGCUCUUUGAUGGUAGAGGUUCGGGAGGAUGCUCUGCCUGGGACCCUCCUCGUGACAGUCAUGGCCACUGACCCUGACCAGGGUCCCAAUGGGGAAAUCGAAUACAGCCUGAGCAAGCACGCACCCCCGGAGGUGCUGAGCGCUUUUGGCAUCGAUGCCCGCACGGGCAGCAUCAUCCUGAAGCACCCGCUGGACUACGAGGAAACCCAUGCCUACGAGCUGGACGUGCAAGCCCGGGACCUGGGCGCUAACCCCAUCCCAGCACACUGCAAGAUCGUGGUCAAAGUCCUGGAUGUCAACGACAACGCUCCUGACGUCCACGUCACCUGGGCUGCACGGGCACCCGUGCUCUCCGAAGCCCUCCCCAAAGACAGCUUCGUGGCUCUGGUGACAGCCAGUGACCCCGACUCAGGAAGCAACGGGCAAGUGCAUUGCUCCCUCAGUCAAGGGUAUGAGCACUUCAGGCUGAAGAGGACCAACAGCCAUAGCUACGUGUUGAUGACCAAUGCCACGCUAGACAGGGAGCUGCGUGCUGAGUACAACCUGACGCUGCUGGUGCGGGACCACGGAGACCUCUCCUUGGCUGUGCUGAAGCACCUCACCAUCUGCAUCAGUGAUGUGAACGACAAUGCCCCUUCCUUUGAAAAGGCCACCUAUGAGGUUGCCGUUGCUGAGAACAGUGAAGCACCUGCCUUCUUGCUCACUGUCCGUGCUACUGACCCCGACCUGGGUUUCAACGGGAGAAUCACCUACAGCAUCCCGGACUCCUCUGUGUCAGGUCUACUCUCAAUCGACCCCACCACUGGGGAUGUUUUUGCCCUCCAAGCUUUUGAUUAUGAGCAGAUGAGGAGCCUGGAGUUCCUGGUGACCGCGGAGGAUGGUGGUCACCCCAAGCUGGCGUCCAACAUCUCUGUCAGGCUGGCUGUGCUUGACCGGAAUGACAACGCACCCAUCAUCACUGCACCAGUGCUGGUGGGAGGCGUGGCCACACUCUCUGUCCUGGUCAAUGCGGAGACGGGGUGCCUCUGGGUGGCCCCUGGGAAUGGGACCACCCAAGAGACUGCAGCAGUGACCAAUGCGACACUUGUGUCAUGUGCCAGCACUCCCUUCCUCUUCACCGUCAUGGCCAAGGAUGUGGACUCUGGCAUCAACGGGGCUCUCCGCUAUGAUCUGGUGGGUGGGGGUGAUGCCAGGCUCUUCAUCCUGGACCCUGUCUUGGGGCAGGUCUUCCUCAACACCAGCAAUGCCAGCAGCCUUGCCGGCAGCGAGCAGGAGCUGGUGGUCCGGGUGAGCGAUGGGGGAGACAUCCCCCUGCACACCGUGGUCCGUGUCCACUUAUUUUUCCGGCAUCACGGCGCAUUCUCCAAAAUAUCAGCCCAGGAUCCCGGGUGGCUGAACCCGUCUGUGGUGGUCGUUCUCUGCCUGGCCGGUCUCCUGGGUGGGUGCCUUCUCCUUUUGGCUUUAACCCUGUCUUUGCGUAAGAAGGAGAAGAAGGACGGCAUGGCCUACAACUGCAGGGAGGCAGAGGAUGCCCGCAGGCAGCAGCAGCUCAAGCAGCCUCACAGGCAGAUCCAGAAGGCAGACAUCCACCUCGUCCCGCUGCUCCGGGGGUCUACCUGCACCCAUGAGGAUGCCAGGGAGCCGGGGUGGAGGGCCUUUCCUGCCUUACAGCAAAUCUCCCAGCUGCUCUCCCUGCUGCACCAGGGCCAGUUCCAGCCCAAAACAAACCACAGGGGAAACAAGUACACGGCCAAGAACGGCAGCAGGGCUGCGGGGCUGGAUGCCGACUGCCUGAGCACGAAGGACAGCGGGCAUGGCGAGAGCGAGGCAGAGGACCGCGAUUCGGAGAGCGGGUUCGAGCUCUCCGUGCAGCAGCUGGUGGGAGAGGAGCUGGAGACCCUCCUGGAGCCGCAGGCAGAGCUGGCCCUCAAGAGGCUGACGGCUGCUGACCCAGCAUGGGUGGCUCGGCUCUCCUUGCCACUCACCAGUAGUUACAAGGACAACGUCUUCUGCCCCGACUCUCUGCAUUCACCUCAGGAUGAAGAAGCUGCAACGCAGGAGAAACCAAGGACCUUUGAGACCUUCGGCAAAGGUGCUGGGGCUGACUCUAAUGCCACUGGGACAAGACUGGCCAGCACUUUCCUUUCAGAAAUGAGCACCCUCUUUGAAAUGAUUUUGUCCCAGAAGGUCCAAGUCCACAACGAAACAGGCUCGGGGCUUCUGCAGCAGCUGUCGGCACAUGGGAAGAGCCUUGGACUGGAAGACAGUGCUCCUGUUCUGUAGGCAGCUUGACGGCUGUGAUAAGGAGAUUAGAAUCAGAUAGAGCUUCUUUCU
Molecule: messenger RNA, 3138 nt
Organism: Opisthocomus hoazin
Lineage: Eukaryota; Metazoa; Chordata; Aves; Opisthocomiformes; Opisthocomidae
Source: RefSeq, a predicted model, not a curated record